CGUCUCUCUUCCUCUCAGCUCCCCUGUCCCGCCUUCUUCGCUUUUCCUCUCACUCUUCUCUAAUCCGAUCAGUUUUUCCGCUCCCAUUUCUAUCGAUCAUCAAUUCCAAUGAGGCCCCAUUUCGCUAAGUUGUGAAAAAUGUCUCAAAGUUCAGAGACAAUGAGGGUAACCCCACCUGGGAUUUCCCUCGUCAGAGCCAUUAGAGGUAAAGAUUGGAGCCUUUCGAGUUAUAGAUAUGUGAUGCUGUUAGUUACUUUUGUAGCCUAUGCAUGUUACCAUGCUUCCCGAAAGCCCAGUAGUAUAGUCAAGAGCGUUUUGUAUCCGGACCCGACUAAAGUUAAUGGUUUGAUCCCGGACCCGAAUGCGGUCAGUGGUUUCUAUCCUUGGCCGAUUGGUGAAAUUUUCGUGAAGAAGGAAGAAUUUGGUAACGAGUACAGAAACGGGUCGCGAGAAAAGGGUUGGGCUCCGUUUAAUGGGAAAGAUGGGACAUCAAAGUUGGGGGAGAUUGAUCUAGCUUUUUUGGCAUGUUAUUCUUUGGGGAUGUACGUAGCUGGGCAUUUGGGGGACACUUUGGAUCUCCGGUUGUUCUUGACGACAGGGAUGAUUGGAAGUGGGAUUUUUGUGGGUUUGUUUGGAAUGGGAUAUUUCUGGAAUGUUCACUCUUUUGGGUUUUAUCUAGUCAUGCAAAUGGUGGCCGGGUUGUUUCAGGCCACGGGGUGGCCUUCGGUGGUGGCGGUGGUCGGAAACUGGUUUGGGAAGAGGAAGAGGGGUUUGAUAAUGGGUGUUUGGAAUGCUCAUACAUCGGUUGGUAACAUAAGCGGUUCACUUCUGGCUGCUAGCGUUUUGGAGUUUGGUUGGGGCUGGUCUUUCAUUGUUCCAGGUGGGUUGAUAGUGAUGGGAGGGAUUCUUGUUUACCUGUUCUUAGCUGCUUAUCCUGAGGAUGUUGGAUUCUCGUUUUCUCAAGGUUCAGCUACAAACGAGGAAGAAGCUCGCAGUGAGAAAGGGGCAAGUAAUGGGGGUAUUCCUCCACAUGGGUCAGUGAGUAGAAGUAGUGUUGGACUUCUUCAGGCCUGUAUGAUACCGGGUGUGAUACCUUUUGCUUUGUGCCUCUUCUUUGCGAAGCUUGUGGCCUACACCUUUCUCUACUGGUUACCCUUUUAUUUAAGCCAGACAGAAAUUGGUGGGGAGUAUGUUUCGGUAAAAUCUGCUGGAAAUCUUUCUACUCUAUUUGAUGUAGGGGGCAUUUUUGGUGGAAUCCUUGCUGGAUAUAUAUCUGAUAAGCUCCAUGCUCGGGCUACAACAGCAGCCAGCUUCAUGUAUGCUGCAAUUCCUUCCAUUCUUUUAUAUCGCUCAUAUGGGAACAUUUCAAAAACUGUCAACAUUGUUCUUAUGAUGAUUGCUGGCUUGUUUGUAAAUGGACCCUAUGCACUUAUCACCACUGCAGUUUCUGCGGACCUUGGUACACACAGUUCUCUUAGAGGGGAUUCUAGAGCACUGGCCACAGUUACUGCCAUUAUUGAUGGCACUGGAUCUGUUGGUGCAGCUAUUGGGCCUCUACUUACUGGCUUUCUUUCAUCAAAAGGAUGGGAUACGGUAUUUGUGAUGCUUAUGGUUGGGGCUCUUGUUGCUGGACUACUGUUAUCACGUCUGGUUGUGGCCGAAAUUUCUGAGAGAACAUGCAAACAGUUGCCUGUUUCCAACGGGCAACAAAAUUGUGGAGCUUCUGCAUCUCAACCACUUUUAGGUGACCAAAGGUGAUUUUUAAAUGAUUUGGCCUCGAGAAAUUUUGUGAUAACUGAAGAGACUCAGAUUUAAGUGUCCAAGAUGUAGCUGGUCGCUUCGAGAACUUUUCCCAGGUUUGCAAAUAUCAGCACGAUAUCAAAAGCCAGGUUGUUCUUUUGGUCAUAAUAUAUCAUUAAACAAAAGUAGAGCACAAGUUUUUCAGAUAAUUUAAAUGGUGUUGGAUAGUUCCUUUUGGCAUUUACUGUAUGUAAUAUGUGCAUACCUGUAAUUGUAUCAACAUUUUGUUUAAUAUGCUUCAUCCAUGUCGGGCUCUUCCAAGCUGGCAUGGCAUAUCCACACAGACCACAGACUGAGUUCAAGCAAGUGCUGUUAUAGCUUUUGAAAAAUGCCCAAUAAAAUGGUUUUUGUUUA
Molecule: messenger RNA, 2154 nt
Organism: Humulus lupulus (European hop)
Lineage: Eukaryota; Viridiplantae; Streptophyta; Magnoliopsida; Rosales; Cannabaceae
Product: putative glycerol-3-phosphate transporter 4
Exons: 3
Coding region: 139-1758 (539 amino acids)
Biological process (GO): phosphate ion homeostasis; transmembrane transport
Cellular component (GO): membrane
Molecular function (GO): glucose 6-phosphate:phosphate antiporter activity
Source: RefSeq, a predicted model, not a curated record